Linum trigynum is the source of this 735-nucleotide messenger RNA. The record is from the annotation of a GenBank genome assembly. Lineage: Eukaryota; Viridiplantae; Streptophyta; Magnoliopsida; Malpighiales; Linaceae.
GGUAAGGAAAAGGAUGAAAGAUAUGACGAGGGCAGAUGGUUUCAGUAAGGAGGCGGAGGGUAUCCCUCUGUACAGAGCCCACGGUGGCUGGGAUUUGGAUGAAAUCCACCUUAUUUAUGGGUACGGGAAGCAGAACAUAGGGUUAGGAGGUGGUGGCGACCAGGAUCGAUGGUGGCUGGGAUUUCAAAUCGAUGAUGCAAAUUUGAAAAACCUCACCGCGGCGGAGGAUGCGGUGAAAGUGAGGAGGAGAGGGCGUUGUGGCCAGAUAUUUAAUUGGGCGAGGAGGGAUGGCAGGUCGUCGAGCGGCGACACAGAUAUUGAAUUGGGCGACGUUGAACUCGGGCAAGCAGCCUCAAAUCAAGUUCACAGAGAACAAGAUCGGUCGUCUAGGAGGUGCUUGCGGAUGGAUCUCAGUGAUGAAAGCCCAGAAGGGGGCCAGAUUCAACCACCUCCGUCGGCGACUAAAGAAGGCGGAGGGGAGUGAGGGUAUGGGGAUAGCGGAGGAGGUGAUUGGAUUCUUUGGGCGGCCGAUGGUGAAAUGAUUCACCUCCUUUACUCCUCCUAUGCCGAUUUAGCUAUCUGGGCACUGCAGCUAUACAGCAGAGACGCGAGGAAGCUAUGAAGCAAAUUCAAGUGGUCUUCUUGUAGUAGGGUGAUGUUGCGGCGGCAGAGAAGAAGUGCAGCGGCGAGGUAGAGGAGCUGGACUGGCGAAGGGAUUAAAAAGAUUUUGGGAUU